AUGGAGGUCUCACUGAAAAGGAACAUCAUAUUUUUUGAUCAGCUCAAUGGAGGAGCCAUGAUACCUGCUGUGAAGCUCUCUCCGGCCGCCUUCUCUGUCACCAAUCAACGGUCUAAAUCAGCUUUUGUUCCGUCGGUGUCCAUUCUCAACAUGAAAAAAUUUGCGUCCUGCUCCCUUAGACCACUCUACCUCACAUGGCUAGAUGACCCACACACUUCCGAGCUGAAGCCUCGGAGGCAGCUGCUUGACUUCCGGUGUGCAGCUUCAGCGGCUGAUGACAAGGAGUCAAAGGCUGAGGUGUUGCCAGCCAGCUCAGAAGCAGCACAAAAGUUGAAGAUUUCAAUCUAUUUUGCGACUUGGUGGGCGCUUAAUGUAAUCUUUAACAUCUAUAACAAGAAGGUUCUCAAUGCUUUCCCGUAUCCCUGGCUCACCUCCACACUAUCCCUCGCCUGCGGCUCAGCGAUGAUGCUCUUCUCAUGGGUCACCUGCCUAGUUGAGGCCCCCAAGACUGACUUGGAUUUCUGGAAAGCACUUUUCCCGGUUGCUGUGGCUCAUACAAUUGGACAUGUUGCUGCCACAGUGAGCAUGUCAAAGGUGGCAGUGUCAUUCACACACAUUAUCAAGAGUGCUGAGCCUGCAUUCAGUGUUUUGGUGUCAAGGUUCAUUCUCGGAGAGUCAUUUCCGAUGCCUGUAUAUCUUUCUCUUCUCCCGAUCAUUGGUGGUUGUGGUCUAGCUGCUGCGACAGAGCUGAACUUUAAUAUGAUUGGGGAGGCAGCUAUUCUGAUGUACUCCUUCCAUGAUGCUAAUAGCCUUAUCCUCCCACCAGGAUUUAUGGGUGCCAUGAUAUCGAACCUUGCAUUUGUUUUCCGCAACAUCUUUUCGAAGCGGGGCAUGAAAGGGAAGUCUGUCAGUGGCAUGAAUUACUACGCUUGCCUUUCAAUUAUGUCCCUGGUCAUACUCACACCAUUUGCUAUUGCUAUGGAAGGCCCCCAAAUGUGGGCCACUGGAUGGCAAAAGGCUCUUGCAGAUGUUGGCCCCAACGUUCUCUGGUGGAUUGGUGCACAGAGCGUUUUCUACCACUUGUAUAACCAGGUGUCCUACAUGUCUUUGGACCAGAUUUCUCCAUUGACGUUUAGCAUUGGCAAUACAAUGAAGCGCAUAUCAGUUAUUGUUUCGUCAAUCAUUAUCUUCCGUACACCUGUCCGCCCUGUAAAUGCACUAGGAGCUGCCAUUGCCAUCUUUGGCACAUUCCUGUACUCUCAGGACAGGCAAAGCAGUGAGGUUUAUUCUAUUGUUGAAGGUCAGGUUCAUGGACGAAGAAUGUCUGCAGAAAUAGUACCAAGCACUGGGGCAAAUUUUGCUUGUGCAAGUGUCUUGUAG
Triticum turgidum subsp. durum (durum wheat) is the source of this 1380-nucleotide messenger RNA. NCBI's taxonomy places the organism in Eukaryota, Viridiplantae, Streptophyta, Magnoliopsida, Poales, Poaceae. The record is from the annotation of a GenBank genome assembly.